Molecule: messenger RNA, 852 nt
Organism: Rhineura floridana
Lineage: Eukaryota; Metazoa; Chordata; Lepidosauria; Squamata; Rhineuridae
Exons: 5
Coding region: 1-852 (283 amino acids)
Biological process (GO): regulation of ribonuclease activity
Cellular component (GO): cytosol; nucleoplasm; membrane
Molecular function (GO): 2'-5'-oligoadenylate synthetase activity; double-stranded RNA binding
Source: RefSeq, a predicted model, not a curated record
AUGUGGGGUCUAAAACACAAAUCUUACAACUGUGAGAGAUGUGGGCAUGACUUUGUCAGUAAUACAGCUCUGAGAUAUCAUUUUCAAGCAAAACAUCUUGGGAGAGUUCACUGUGAAAUGUGUGGCGAGGAAGUUUUGCGAGAGUGUCUUCUGCACCAUGCAAAGGCUGAUCAUGAAAUGCUGCUGACCAGCAAGCAGAAAGGUUGCCCAAGUAUGACUCAUAAGAGGGAAUCAAAAUUUGUGGCUGUGGAAACAUCAACAUCCUGUAGGAUGUGCCCCAAGCAGUUUGGAACCGUGCAUGCUAGGGAGCACCAUGAGAAACAAGAGCAUCACUUCACAGGCAGCAAAAGAGCUCAAUUGUCCACUGGGUUUAAACCUGAAAAUAUCUUAGAGUACAAAACACCUAUGGAAAUUCAGAAAUUUGUGGAAGCAAACCUACGACCUAUGUCAGGCACUGUAAGGUUAGCCUGUGCAUCAGAAGUUGAAGGGAUGAUUGCUUUGGUCAAAGAAGUGUUUCCAUUGCCAAUAACUUGUGUUACAAAGGGUGGUUCAUAUAUAAAAGGAACUGAUGCACAAGAUUGGUCUGAUGUGGACAUAGUUCUUUUUAGCAAUGCCUUUCAAAGUUUAGAAGACUGCAAAACAAAAAUUCCAGAAGUACUAGAAGAGUUAGGAAGAAGACUAAUAAGCUCUUCAUGGACCAACAGGCUAAUUUUGCAGAAAAGGACACCAUUUUCCUUAAGAUUCUGUUUUAAGUGUUAUAAAGAUCAUCACAGCCAUUUGUUUGACAUCAUGCCUUGUUCUGAUAUGCUUGGGUCUGCAUUAUCUGCAGGUAAGAGCUGGCUAUACUUUUGA